This is a messenger RNA of Helicoverpa zea (corn earworm), 2878 nucleotides long. RefSeq names its product pre-rRNA 2'-O-ribose RNA methyltransferase FTSJ3. Gene Ontology annotation, cellular component: preribosome, large subunit precursor; nucleus; nucleolus. Lineage: Eukaryota; Metazoa; Arthropoda; Insecta; Lepidoptera; Noctuidae. The transcript is spliced from 9 exons. The coding region runs from base 95 to 2650 and encodes 851 amino acids. The record is from RefSeq and is a predicted model, not a curated record. Gene Ontology annotation, molecular function: rRNA (guanine) methyltransferase activity; rRNA (uridine-2'-O-ribose)-methyltransferase activity. Gene Ontology annotation, biological process: rRNA methylation; maturation of 5.8S rRNA from tricistronic rRNA transcript (SSU-rRNA, 5.8S rRNA, LSU-rRNA); maturation of LSU-rRNA from tricistronic rRNA transcript (SSU-rRNA, 5.8S rRNA, LSU-rRNA).
UAUUUGACAUCUGGCUAUAACCUCCAAAAACUCGAUUGAAAUCGCAAUAAACACGUUGUUUUUGUUGUAGUUAUUAAAUGAAAACUCUUAAAAAAUGGGGAAGAAGACGAAAGUAGGAAAACAGCGGAAAGACAAAUAUUAUCAGCUUGCCAAAGAGACAGGUUUUCGUUCCAGAGCUGCAUUCAAGUUGAUACAAUUGAAUCGUAAAUUCGGGUUUUUACAAAAGUCACGAGUAUGCAUCGAUUUAUGUGCUGCGCCUGGAGGAUGGAUGCAGGUGGCGCAUCAGAACAUGCCUGUAUCAAGUGUUGUCAUCGGUGUGGAUUUGUUUCCUAUCAAACCAGUUCCUGGCUGUAUAGCUCUUACUGAAGAUAUUACUACAGAAAAAUGUAAAACUGCAAUAAAAAAGGAAAUCAAAACAUGGAAAGCUGAUGUUGUUCUCAAUGAUGGUGCUCCAAAUGUUGGUUUGAACUGGAUUCACGAUGCCUACCAGCAAGCCUGUCUAACUCUCAGUGCACUCAAGUUAGCUACAAAUUUCUUGAGGGAAGGAGGAUGGUUUGUCACUAAAGUAUUCAGAUCUAAAGAUUAUCAUGCACUUCUGUGGGUGUUGAAACAAUUUUUCAAAAAAGUCCAUGCAACAAAGCCCCAGGCUUCUCGUAAUGAAUCAUCUGAAAUAUUUGUAGUUUGUCAGGGUUAUAUUGCACCUGAUACAAUUGACCCUAAAUUUCUGGAUCCUAAACAUGUAUUUGAAGAUUUGGAUAUUGUUAAGAAACAGCAUUUGAAUAUAUUACACCCAGAAAAGCAAAAGAAAGCUAAAGCUGAGGGAUAUUUGGAAAAUGACUAUACCACACAUCACAAAGUACUACUUUCUCAGUUUUUGAGUCAAGAUUCGGACCCAAUCGAUUUGUUGCAGGGAUGCUCAGAGAUUGUGUUUGAUGAUAAAUCAGUAGAAGAACAUCCAAAAACCACAGCAGAGAUUAAAGAAUGCUGUAAAGAUAUUAAAGUUCUCGGGAGAAAAGACCUCAAGUCAUUACUCAGUUGGUUCAAACAAAUGAAAGAAUUUAAAGCCUCACAGGAAGUCAAAACAGAUGAUAAGGAAGAUGGUGAUGAGGAAACAAAGGUGGAGACAACUGAGGACAAUGAUGAAGAAGAUGACGUUGAUGCUGAGAUUGCUGGACUUCAGGAUGAAGAAAGACGUACCUCUAAACGGAAAAGAAAACAACUUAAUAAGCAAAGGCAAAAGUUGGCAGAGAAAAUGAAUUUGAAAAUGGUACUCAAAGGUGAUGGUGGGCCUAUUUUGGAGAGUAAUGAUAUGUUCAAAUUAUCAGAUAUCAAGAAUGCUGAGGAAUUAGCGCGUAUGGUGGACCAGCAGCCUGAUAUAGUGGUAGAUGGUGAUGAUGAUUCCGAUGAUGAGUUCAAAGUGAAGAAGAAGUUUGUCAAAUAUGAUACUGAGUCUUCUAAACUGGACUCUUCAGGCCUUUACUACAAAGAUUCAGACAGUGAACUUGAAAUGGAAUCUGACUCUGAUACUGAACAAGACAAGGAGACCUUAGCAUUUUCAGAUUCAGACACAGAAAAUAAAAAAGUGGCUAAACUAACAAAAUUAAAUACAUUAAAAAAUAGCAAAGUGGCCAAAACAGAUGUUAUACCGAAAAAUCAUCCUUUGUUGACUGACUUGGACAACACUGACCCAAUCUCCCGGCGGUCUAUGAAGGCUGAGCUAUGGUUUCAGAAAGAUAGUUUUAAGGACAUUGAUGAAGAUGACGAUGAAGGUGUUGAUUUAGAUAAGUUGGCUGAAACCCUCAAGGAAAAAGGCAAGAAGGUAGCAGAAGAUGGCAUGAUGGAAAAAGCUAAUGGUUUAAAAAGAAAACUGCAAGAUGAGAGUUCUGAUGAUGACUCAUCUGAUAGUGAUUAUGAUGUUGAGGAUACUGUUGCUCCUACGUCAGGAAAAGCAGGUGCAAAAGGUGCACAAAAAGAUGGAUUUGAAGUUGUUUCUCAAGAUCCAGACUUAAAGCGGCUGAAGAAAAAUCUCAAGAUGGAUGCCGAGACCCUCGCGUUAGGAACGAUGAUAGCAACGUCGAAAAAAUUCAAAAGAGAUCUUAUUGAUGACGGGUGGAACCGCUACGCUUUCAAUGACAAAAACUUACCAGAUUGGUUUGUAGAUGAUGAAAAGAAACAUAUGAAAAAACCAAUCAUUGUUCCUGAGGAAUACACUGAAGAAUAUAAAAACCGAUUGCAAGACAUAAACGCGAGGCCGAUAAAGAAAGUAAUAGAAGCCAAAGCACGGAAGAAGAAGCGUAUGAUCAAGAAGAUGGAACGUGCUAAAAAGAAGGUCGAAGCCGUAAUGGAAAAUGCCGAUAUGUCAGAGAGGGAAAAGGCGCAACAAAUUAAAACUUUGUAUAAAAAGGCGCAGACUGAUGGAAAGAAGAAAGUAACUUAUGUAGUCGCUAAAAAACACACUACCGCCAAAAGGAUGAAACGUCCUCAAGGAGUCAAAGGACAUUACAAGGUGGUCGACCCACGCAUGAAGAAAGACUUGCGCGCGCAAAAGGCUAAGGAGAAAACUAAAGGUCGCGGAAAAAAGGUCAGACCUUCCAAGAACAGUAAAAGUACGCCGCCUAAAAAGAAAGGCAAGAAAGCUAAAGCUAAAUAAUCAGGUGUAACUAAUUUAUACAGAUAGAAAAGAAGGUACUGCAGCUUUUGAAAGCAUAAUCAGUGUUUAACAGUAGACAGCAAAUUGAUAAUGCUGUUUAUAACUUUCGAGGAGUUAAAAAAAAAUACUUUGAAUCUAGGUAACAUUGUUUUUAAUAUGACGUGCCAACUUUUUUGUCUAAAAGCGCUAUUGUGUAUAUUUACAUAUUAAUUAAAUAUAUGCGAAAUA